AGAUGGACAUUUGGUCUCGUAAACUGCACCUUGCUACGUGGACUGUGAUGAGCUUCCUCUGUGUGUUUUCUCAUGAGGUGACGGUGAGGGACUCUGACCUGAAGCUGUGUGAGAAGGACGAGCGAGUGUGUGUCACUGACCUCAGAGACUGUGCCCCUCGACCUCCUGCAUCUAUACAGAAGACACUGAACAUGUCCUGUUGCUACCAGAUAUCACACAGAUCCAUGACAUGUGAGUGGAGUCAGGAGUCAAACAGCUUCACUGAGUCUGACGUCUCUCUCAUCUUCAGCAGCGGAGAUACAAUCAUAUCCUGUCAGGGAAUCUUCAACCCUGCAGCUGUCCUCAACAUAACAGCUAGGAUCAAAAACUACAUGAUGGGGAGGGAGGUCUGGUCCCAGCCUCAUACUGUAUUUCUUUAUGAUGCAGUCAAACCCUCUCAGCCUGUAUUAACUGUCCUUGGCUCCACUGAGGACUCUAUUGUUGUGUCUUGGAGAAGCAACGUUGGUGACGGCAGUUGUCGGCUUCGCUACAGAGACAACAACACUAACACAUGGACCCAGGCUCCAGAUUACGUCCCUGCACAUCAAGAUCAGACACUGACCUACACGAUCAGAGACCUCCUGACGUUUACGGUCUACAGAGCUGCUGUGGCCUGCAGAGAGGACUCCGGCAUCUGGAGCGACUGGAGUUCUGACGUCAGCACGAGGACGCUGGAUAGGGUGCCCUCCAGGCCUCCAGAGGUGUGUUACAGAGUGGAGACAACAGACUCUGGUGGAUCUUUUCUCCUUCAUCUCAUGUGGAAGGACCUUGACCUCCGUGAUGCCGGAGGUCGUAUCCUUGGAUACCAGGUGAGCUACAAGCCAGUGAAGAAGCAGCAGCUCCAGGACAGAAUAAUUCAAAAUGUCACAGAUGUGACGGCGCUCCUGGUGGUGGAAGAGGGGAACUGCAGUGUCACAGUUACUGCCUUCAAUACUGCCGGCUGUGGACCUGCUGCACAUCUCCGCAUUGACACACAAACACAGAACACUCUCCCGUCAGUCAGAAGCUUAUGGGUGUCCAGUUCUUUCCCGGCUAUGAAGGGCCUACUGGUCCAAUGGGAGAGCCCCACAGCCUCGCCCUCUGUGCCGCCUGUCAGUCACUUUGCUGUUCAGGGGCGCACGGAGACCCGUCCAUCCACCAGCCGCUGGACCAAAGUGGGCUACAACACCACCUCCACUGUCAUACGAGAUGUUGACCCUGAUGAGUCCUACCUGAUCAGUGUGUUCCCCAUCUACCCCCAUCAGCAGUGUGGAUCUCCUCAGUUGCUUCCUGCCAGUCUGCAGCAAGGAGCACUGAUGGAGCCGGUCCAACUGAAGGUGGGGGUUGUGACCAAAACCACAGUGACAGUGGUGUGGGUGUGGCAAAGGAAGGCUGGACCAAUCAGAGUGAACAGAUACAGAGUCAUGCUCACAAAAGCAUCGGAGAGCAAAACACUGUCUUUGUGGCCGGACCAAUGGCAGCUCACCUUCAACAACCUGAUAUCCAACACUGAGUAUUCUCUUCUCCUAAUGGCUGAUGAUGUUUCCAGAAACAUCAUCCCUGUGAGGACAGACUUUGAUGAGAUGCCAGCGGUGGCUACAGCGACUCCUCUGCUGCUGCUGGCUGUCACUGUGCUCAUCAUCUCCAUCCUGUCCAGGACUGUGUACAAGUCGUACUUCUUCCCGCCCAUCUCCAGCCCCCGGGCCAGUACGACAGGCCAGUGGCUGAUGGACCCAAACCACCAGAAAACUGCAGUGAUAAACCUCCUGGAUAUUGAGGAUUUCCAGGUGACAGACGUACUCGGAGAGAAGAGUCUCAUCACGGUCUGUCCAAACUCCCAGCCCUCCUCAGAAGAGGACCUACAUGAAGACACCUCUCUGCUGUUGAUCAGCCACCUCAUCAUCAAACCGUCAGCCCUAGAACUGGACCCAGAGUAUAUUUCUGAUGCUCCAAUGAUCACGGAGCACCCACUGGUUUCUCUCCAGUCCUACCAUGCUGACACAGUGAGCUGCCAACAUCCUGACACAGUUUUGCCAUCUGAGGAGAGCAGUGAGGCCGACGCUGCUGUGCUGCAUCAGACACGUGAAACCAACAGCUGCUUUCCUCAGAAAGAGGAAGAGAGUGACUUUUCUGAGAGGUUACAUCAGAAGGAGAAGGAAACUGCACUGAAAUGUCAUUUUCCUGAAUUCAUGCCAAACAGUCACUGUGCUUAUCAGAUAACCUGUGAAGCAGAGUAUGUUUCUUCCUUUCUGGGGAAAACGGAUGUGUAAACAAUGAGUGGACACUGGUCUUAUCUGAUCUGUGAGACUGAUUAUGGACAGCGUACUUCAGUGCAACAUUCCGGGUUAAACACAGGUGGAAAAGUAAGAGUAAAAGGUUACAGACAUGCUGGCGAUUCCUGGCUGUAAUCUCUAUUACACAGCAGACAACCUACUGUAUCCUUAACCACUGGAGGGGCAAAGCACAUUGCUUUGGCUGGUGGGUGGCACCUGAAUUAAAAGUGUAUUCUCUUAUUUGUGGCCAUUUUAGGAACUCUCAGAUGCAGGCUUAGCAGGCAUUCAGAAUGAAACCAGACCUGCACAGUGGUUUUUAUUUUAUCUUUUGUCACAAGGUAAACAGUAGAAUUAAGCCAUUCCCAUAACAAAGUAAAAGGAAUAUGUGCUUCUAUGUAUUUGGCCACAGCACCAUCUUGCUGAAUGACACAAACAGUUUAUCUUUCUUUCUGGACGAUCUGCUGUGUUUAGCUGGGGCCUUUGGUGUUGGCACCCCAAUGGCUUCAUUCAAAUGAAUCAAGGGGCUGCAUGGCUAAAACUCUGAACACAGCUUUAACUCUACACUGUCAAGGUGUGUUCAGACUCAGUACAAAGUGAACUUUGUCUACCUUUAUUUGCAUGAAUUUGUGUUUUAGAGUUGCCACUGAGCUCUGACCCACUGUUGCGUUCUGUGUGGUGUAUAAAAAAGUGGGUCACAUUCAGAUAUUUCAUUCAAAUAGGUUUACUUCAGAUCAUUUGCCUGGCAAUAGACAAAACCUUUUGGGCCAUGCAGCAUUUAUCGGUGUGUACAAAUGCAGGUAUAUGUACACUUAUUACGGAGGCCAGGUAAGUGGUAACAUCAUGGUAACAUUGACACAUGCACAACAGUACCAUGUUAUACAAAAUAUUGCCACAGACAAUGGG
This is a messenger RNA of Perca flavescens (yellow perch), 3194 nucleotides long. Its product is annotated as interleukin-6 receptor subunit beta. NCBI's taxonomy places the organism in Eukaryota, Metazoa, Chordata, Actinopteri, Perciformes, Percidae. The record is from RefSeq and is a predicted model, not a curated record. Gene Ontology annotation, molecular function: protein binding. The transcript is spliced from 15 exons. Bases 3 to 2288 code for a protein of 761 amino acids.